AUGUCUUUAAAUAGUUAUGACUGCACUCACUGUCUAAAAAUAAAAUAUCGGCGUGUGCCUUUCAACUAUGGUUUAUACUUUAAACAGUACCAAAUAUUAGAAUCAAUUUUGGUGAAAAAGAGAGACACCAUCGGAAUUCUCCCUACUGGCUAUGGGAAAUCAGUCAUUUUCCAUAUUCUUCCAUACGUGGCAGACUAUCUAAACACAAGCAUACAUGUAAGAAAAGGAAAUACUACAACGCAUGGUAACAUUGUUCUGGUAAUUACCCCUGUGAAUGCUUUAAUUGAUAACCAGAUCACCAUUCUACAAGAGCAAGGGGUUCAAGCAGCAAUUUUAAAAACGGUUAGCAAGAGCCAUAGCAAAAAGGAAAGUGAUGUAGAAUGCAACGCUGAGGCCGCUACAACUGACAUUUGUGAAGAUAAUGUACAUGUGGCAGAACUUUCAGUUAACAGUACAACUAAAGAAAACAUUAAAGAAGGAAUGUUCAAGAUUCUAUUCGCUCAUCCUGAAGCAUUCAUUUCUUGUAAAGAAGGGAGGCGACUUCUCUUAUCUAAAGUACUUCAGCAGAACGUUAUAGCGUGUGUAAUUGAUGAAGGACACCUUGUUGAGGAAUGGGGAGUGGAAUUUCGUAAGGAUUUUGCAAAAUUAUUCCAAUUAGGUUUGCUUUUUCCUGCUGCACCAUUGUUAGUCCUCACUGCAACAGCACCUAAACAUGUAAUUGAAGCGCUAAAAAACACACUUGUGCUUAGUAAACCCAAAGUAGUUGUUGCUAAUUUGGAUCGAUCCAAUAUCUUCAUUAGCAAGGAGAAACGAUUGCCGUCAUCAACAGAUAUUUUGCGCGAAAAGAAUUACUUUCCUCCUGGAGAUAAGAAGCCUGAGAAUUGUCUAUUCGCGCAAUUUCAUGCUCCUCAAACUGAGCAAAUGAAAAAUGAAAUCUUGAAACAACUGCAAGGGCCAAACGAAUCAAGAUCUAUUCGUGUUAUUUUUGCAACAGUUGCAAUAGGGAUUGGCGUUAACAUUCUUGACGUUAGACACGUUGUUCAUAUAUCCGUGCCUGGAACAAUAGAGUCGUAUUAUCAAGAAAUAGGCAGCGCGGGGAGGGAUGGGAAGCCAGCAAAGGCAUCCCUAUAUUACAACGGGCACGACAUUUCACAUAGUAAACCUGGCAUGACAACUGCGAUGCGCGAUUUUUGUUCACAAGAAGAUGUAUGCUUAAGGAAGAUAGUCUUGGACUACUUAGGAUCGCCUGCUCCAUUAGCAUCAAAAGAUAAGUGUAUACAACAACACUCUUGCUGCAUCAAUUGCUCAAGAAUGUGCAUGUGCCUGAAUUGCAAACAAGAUCCAGUGGAGUUACCAUAUGGUUUUCAGGAACAUGAACCAAAACCUCUGCUUCGCAGUGUCUCUGAUGCACAGCGUGGUAAGAUAAGAAAACAAAUGAAGGAUUAUAGGCUGAAGUUGGGAAAAACUGGUUGUCGGAUUGGAAGUAUUGACACCCGUACAGGUGUAACAUUAGAACUCAUUGAAUCAAUAGUUUCUGAAUGUGACAAUGUUAAGUCAGCUGAAGAGAUGUACUCAAGAUUUGAAAUUUGGGACAUAGAGCAUGCACAUUCCUUUUUUGAGAUAAUUGAAAAUAUUUGUGAAAACAAACUUUUGUUAUACAGCAUUAAAAUGAUUACUGGUACAGUUACAUUGGAACUUACUCAGAAUCAUUUGCUAGUUCUAUAUUAG
Dendronephthya gigantea is the source of this 1728-nucleotide messenger RNA. Its product is annotated as probable ATP-dependent DNA helicase RecS. The coding region runs from base 1 to 1728 and encodes 575 amino acids. NCBI's taxonomy places the organism in Eukaryota, Metazoa, Cnidaria, Anthozoa, Malacalcyonacea, Nephtheidae. Gene Ontology annotation, biological process: double-strand break repair via homologous recombination; telomere maintenance. Gene Ontology annotation, cellular component: nucleoplasm; cytoplasm; nucleus. The record is from RefSeq and is a predicted model, not a curated record. Gene Ontology annotation, molecular function: nucleic acid binding; four-way junction helicase activity; ATP binding. The transcript is spliced from 3 exons.